Molecule: messenger RNA, 1392 nt
Organism: Balaenoptera acutorostrata (minke whale)
Lineage: Eukaryota; Metazoa; Chordata; Mammalia; Artiodactyla; Balaenopteridae
Gene: MBD3
Product: methyl-CpG binding domain protein 3
Exons: 6
Coding region: 480-1181 (233 amino acids)
Molecular function (GO): DNA binding
Source: RefSeq, a predicted model, not a curated record
CACCCGUGUAAAGCGUACAGUUCUCAGGUAGCUGCAGCCACCACCACGGUCAAAGCUAGAGCCUUUUCCUCCCCCCAGAAGAGCCCUAGACCUUUAACUAUCUCUGCCCUUAGCCCUGCUCCCCAGCCCCUAAUCUACAGUUCUGCAUUUCUGUUUCCCUGUCCUUAUGCAUUUUUUAAAGCAGAACAGCAGCAGGUGGGGUGACUGGAGGCCAGGAAGUGCUGGCGAGUGCUUGUCAGGGUCCUGGCCCUCUUUGUGGCCAUAGUUGGAGCCAGAGUCGGGACUCAGGGUCCUUUCCGCUGCUCCAGGCAUGUAGACUCCGUUCACGUCAGCCAGCACAGAGCAUAACGGAAAAAUGGAUCUUCCAGAAGAGUCCACGGGGGUCUCAGAACCCAAGGUGGUGGGGCUGGCCCUGACCCAGCCCGAGCGGGAAGAAGUUCCGGAGCAAGCCCCAGCUGGCGCGCUACCUGGGCGGCUCCAUGGACCUGAGCACCUUCGACUUCCGCACGGGCAAGAUGCUGAUGGGCAAGAUGAACAAGAGCCGGCAGCGGGUGCGCUACGACUCCCCGAGCCAGGUCAAGGGCAAGCCCGACCUGAACACGGCCCUCCCGGUCAGGCAGACGGCGUCCAUCUUCAAGCAGCCAGUGACCAAGAUCACCAACCACCCCAGCAACAAGGUGAAGAGCGACCCGCAGAAGGCCGUGGAGCAGCCCCGUCAGCUCUUCUGGGAGAAGAAGCUGAGCGGCCUGAAUGCCUUUGACAUCGCAGAGGAGCUCGUGAAGACCAUGGACCUCCCCAAGGGCUUGCAAGGCGUGGGUCCCGGCUGCACGGAUGAGACGCUGCUCUCGGCCAUCGCCAGCGCCCUACACACCAGCACCUUGCCCAUCACUGGGCAGCUCUCAGCCGCCGUGGAGAAGAACCCCGGGGUGUGGCUCAACACAGCCCAGCCGCUCUGCAAGGCCUUCAUGGUGACCGAUGAGGACAUCAGGAGGCAGGAGGAGCUGGUACAGCAGGUCCGCAAGCGGCUGGAGGAGGCGCUGAUGGCCGACAUGCUGGCCCACGUGGAGGAGCUGGCCCGGGACGGCGAGGCGCCGCUGGACAGGGUGGGCGCCGACGAGGAUGAGGAUGACGAGGACCAGGAGGAGGGGCCCGACCAGGACCAGGAGAUGGAGCACGUCUAGAGCGGGCACUGGCCGGGUCCCAGGCUCCAUCUCGCGCGGGUAGCGACCACGGGUGAGGGGUGGUCCGGGUCCCUGGGACCUGCCUUGUGCCAGUGGCAGCAGUGCUGGGCCGGGCGCCUCCCGAGAGCACCUGUCUUCAAGGAGGACGGCCCGCCAGGCACUGAUGGCGCCCUCUCUGUCCCUGCACGGGCCCCACCCGCCCGUGGGCCAC